AGGAGCUGGCGGUGACAGGGCCACACCACAGUGCUCGGUGCAUGCGACAGGACAGGACGCGCCAGAGUGGUGCUGUGAGGAGCCCCCACACAGCGCACUCAUUUGUGUCUGACCUGGAGCUUUUCCGAGGCUUUACUCCUACAGGUGACCUUGUGGAAAGACUGCGAGACUCGGUGGCCGUGGCCUUCCCGAGGCUUUUCUUUUGCAGGUGUCUGCAAGGCCGGACUGUUGGACUUGGUAACCCAGAGCUUUCCUGAGGCAUCUGCCAUCCUUCUGGCCUGUGCCCUCAAGUUUUCCCAAGGCAUCUCUCUUUAAGGUGCCCUCAAGGCCAGACUCUAGCAUGGCAGGCAGAUUCCUCAGCCUAUUCAAAGUGGUCAGGGGGAAAAGGAAGAAGGACACUGGAGCUGCUCCAGCGCAACAGCCUGAAGAGCCGGAGCAGUUCCAGCCACUGCAGGAUGAUGCAGCCAUGGACCGGACCCAAGAGCAGGACCCCUCCCUUGGCCGCUUCCGCAGAACGCUGAAGAUGUUCCGGAAGUUUGUGCCCAUUCAGCGCAGAAAGAGCAGUACCACAGCAACUGAGAGCACAGCCAAGCCUGACUCUGGGCUGACCGAGCUCCAGGCAGAGCCUGAUGUCAGCCCAGAUUCAUCUGAGCUCUCAGAAAAGUUUGACACCGCAGUGACUGAAAACUGGGAAGAGGCUUUUCUCAUGUCAAUGACUGAGGAUGUGGCCAUCACAGACACUAUCAGUGGAGAGACUCAGGGCCUGACAAAGACUGAAACCAGCCCUGAUUUGGCUGAGCACUCAGAAGACUCUGACAGUGCAAUGAAUGAUCACAGGCCAAGGACUGACGUGGAAGUGACUGAGGACAUGGCCAUCACCAACUCCAGCACUGGUGUGGCCAUCACAGACACUGUCAAUGAAGAGACUCAGGGCAUGACAAAGACUGAAACCAGCCCAGAUUUGGCUGAGUGCUCAGAAGACUUUGACAGUGCAAUGAAUGAUCACAGGGCAAAGGCUGACAUAGAAGUGAUUGAGGACGUGGCCACCACAAACGCCGACACUGGAGUGGCUCAGGACAUCGCAAAUACUGACACCAUGCCAACUCCCACAGUUAUUCAUGCUCCCUCUACAGAUUUCUUUGAGGAGAGAGGAUUUGCUUCUCAGCAGGUGCCAGUCAUGGUGAAAAACAUUCACCAGAGUCUCACGUCCCAUGUCACUGUGGGUGCCAGGCUGGCCACGAACAUUCUGAAGCUGGCUGAAAAACACCCUGUUGAUGUGGUGCUGACCCUCCUGCGCUGUGCCCCAUCAUGUGACAGAGCUGCUGCAAUGAUGUGGAGAACUAUCGCCUCGUCGGGACCAACAAUGAAGAAGGUGCUGGCAAUACUGCUCUGUGUGAUGGAGGAUUGGCCUCUGCACAGCAUGUGCACCUCCGAUGGGGACAACAAGACUGUUUUUUCCCUGGCUGCAACUCUGGUGCUCUGGGUGAUUAUCCAAGUGCCUGAGUGCCACGAGGCCAUGAUCCUUUAUUCCGCCCGCCUGUUUGUGGCUCUGCUGUUCCAUGUUGUCAUCACCACCCAGCAGAUGCCACCAGUGGAAGUUGACAUCUUCUGGAGAGCAUGCCAGGAGGAACACCGCCUUCCCAGCAACCCCAACAGGUUUGCAGUGCAGGCCAUGAAGGCUCUGCUCUGCUGUUUGCACUAUGAUAGUGAGUUGAUGGCUAUGGAGCGCAAGCGUGGCUGGGACACGCUGCUCUGUGCUGACACCCAGCACUAUGCCGUGGGUCUGUUGGCCAGGGAGAUGCACGGUGCCUCCCUAUCCUUAUGUUCUGGGAUUGCACUCCGCCUGCUCCGGCUGCUCAGCAGGGAGGAGCCAUGCUGGGAUCUGCCCUUCCUGCCAUUCCUUGUGGAGGUCCUGGAUUGCCUGGACUUGCGUGAACGUGGUGACAGCAUCCUGGAGAUCAUGUCAAUGCACCUGCAGAAUGAGUGCAGGCAGAGGCGUCGCCUGGCGCUCAGAGGCCUCAUGGUGCUCAGCAAGGAUCCCUCGAUGGCCAUAAGAAUGUGCAGCCUGUCUCAAAGCCUUCUGGAGCUGCUGGGUGAUGCAGACAGAGAUGUGCUUGGCAUGACCCUCCAUGUGUUCACUAAUAUGCUCAAGAACAAAGACAUUCUGAUAUCCAGUACCACU
Molecule: messenger RNA, 2182 nt
Organism: Cyanistes caeruleus (blue tit)
Lineage: Eukaryota; Metazoa; Chordata; Aves; Passeriformes; Paridae
Source: RefSeq, a predicted model, not a curated record